AAUGGCAUAUAUUGGGAUCUGGGUGAGUGAGGAUUGAAUUUGAAUCCUGUGGCUGAUAUAAACUGAUAAGGCGACUGUGUGUGUCGGAGACGAAGAAGAGCUAGCAAAAAAAGGUCAAAAGGGCUACCUGAAAAAUCUGAAAUGGAAGCGAUACUUCAGGUGCCGUAUGGGGCAACAGUGAAGCUGGCAUUGAGUUCGUUGGAGCGAAACCUUCUACCAGACGCCGUGAUAAGGAGGCUCACUCGCUUGCUCUUAGCCGCUCGUCUUCGCUCCGGCUAUAAGCCUUCCUCUGACCUCCAGUUCUCCCAACUCCUUCGAUUCGUACACUCUCUGAAAGAAUUGCCGAUAGCCGUAGAGACUGAUCAGCCAAAAGCUCAGCAUUAUGAAUUGCCAACAUCUUUUUUCAAGCUGGUGCUCGGGAAGAAUCUCAAGUACAGUUGCUGUUACUUUGAGGAAAAGUCGAGCACCUUAGAGGAUGCUGAGAAAGCAAUGAUGGAGCUUUACUGUGAGAGGGCCCAGAUAAAAGAUGGUCAAACCAUUCUGGAUAUUGGAUGUGGAUGGGGAUCGCUGUCUUUGUACAUUGCACAGAAGUAUAGGAACUGCAGGGUCACUGGGGUUUGCAAUUCAACAACACAGAAAGCUUUUAUAGAUGAGCAGUGUAGGGAUCUUAAACUACAGAAUGUGGAGAUUAUUGUCGCAGAUAUUAGCACAUUUGAAAUGGAAGCGACCUAUGACCGACUAAUUUCCAUUGAAAUGUUUGAGCAUAUGAAGAACUAUAAAGAUCUUCUCAAGAAGAUAUCAGGAUGGAUGAAGCAGGAUAGUCUCCUAUUUGUUCAUCAUUUCUGCCAUAAAGCAUUUGCUUACCACUUUGAGGAUGUAAGUGAGGAGGACUGGAUCACUAGGUACUUCUUCACUGGAGGUACAAUGCCUUCAGCAAAUCUCCUGCUUUAUUUCCAGGAUGAUGUUUCCGUUGUUAACCAUUGGCUUGUGAAUGGAAAGCAUUAUGCACAAACAAGUGAGGAGUGGCUCAAAAGAAUGGACCAAAGCUUAUCUUCUAUAAAACCAAUUAUGGAGUCUACUUAUGGCAAGGAUUCAGCAGUGAAGUGGACAGUCUACUGGAGAACUUUCUUUAUUGCUGUUGCAGAACUGUUUGGUUACAACAAUGGGGAAGAGUGGAUGGUUGCUCAUUUCCUAUUCAAAAAGAAAUGAAACAUGGAAAACUUCAUUUCAAUCCGAGGCAAUGUCAAUAUUGACUGUUAAAAAAUGAAUUACAGCCCGUCUUUGUUGUGGAGGGGAGCUGCUAGCAUUGGAAACUACAUGACUACUGGUUUUUAUAAUUUAUCUUCAAUGAAUCUAUUCUUUACUAUA
Messenger RNA from Ziziphus jujuba (common jujube), 1368 nucleotides. RefSeq names its product (S)-coclaurine N-methyltransferase. The transcript is spliced from 8 exons. The record is from RefSeq and is a predicted model, not a curated record. Lineage: Eukaryota; Viridiplantae; Streptophyta; Magnoliopsida; Rosales; Rhamnaceae. Bases 142 to 1209 code for a protein of 355 amino acids.